UUCAGUGGUAACUGUUAGAGCCUUAGUGUAAACUAGUGUAGUCUAGUAUUCCCUCACGAUUGUUUAACUAGUGUCUCAGGUUGUUAUAGUAGCUGUUGUACUGUAGUGUUAUAUAGUGUUAACGUAGUGUAAUCAUGACUAGUGUAGUAGAGCUAACGAAGGUAGGAAAAGAGUUAGGUUAUGAAGGAGAGGAGUUACGUAACUUUGUUAAGGAAGAGCAGGCUAGGGAACGUGAGGAAAGACAUAAUAGAUUAGAGGCAGAGAAAUUAAGAGCAGAGGCAGAGAAAGAUAGGUUAGAAGCAGAGAAAGAUAGAUUAGAGUUAGAAGCUAGGUUGCAGAAAGAAAAGAUAGAAUAUGAAAAACAAAGUAGUUUAGAAGCAGAGAGAUUAAGAGUAGAAACAGAGAGAGAAAGAGAGAAGGAAAGGUUAGAAGCAGAUAGGGAAAGAUUAGAGUUAGAAGUUAGGUUGCAGAAGGAAAAGAUAGAAUAUGAACGACGUAGUAGCUUAGAGGCUGAGAAGGAAAAGUUAGAGUUAGAACGUAAGUUAGAACUAGAUAAGUUAGAAAUGGAAAAGGAGAAGUUAAUGUUAGCUAGGAAGUUAGAAACAGAAAAGGAGGAAGCAGAAAGUAGGAAAUUAGAAACAGAGCAUAAGUUUAAGACAGACUUAGAAAAGAUGAGUAAGAAAAAGGUAAAGGUUAAGAUGUCUCCCUUUGAUGAGAAAAUUGAUUCCAUGGAUGCGUACUUGAAUGUGUACGAACGUACGCUGUUGCGCAGGAUUGGGAUAAAGAGAUAUGGUCACUUAACUUACCGUUCCUUCUAAAGGGUACGGCAAGAGGUUUUUGAUAGGCUUCCGUUGGAGAUAGGAAGGAUUAUGAUAAACUGAAAGCCGCUUUGCUACGUCAGUUCGAACUCACUGACGAUGGCUAUAAGAAAAAGUUUAGAACUGAGAGGCCUCGGGAUAAUGAGACCUUUGUGAUGUUUCUAGCCAGAAUAAGUAGAUAUUUAGAUGGUUGGCUUAGAUUGAGUAAGGUAGAUAAAACGUACGAAGGAUUGUUAGAUUUUAUUCUUAGGGACCAAUUUUUAGAUGUAUGUAAUAGAGAA
Messenger RNA from Mercenaria mercenaria, 1099 nucleotides. RefSeq lists its product as uncharacterized. Lineage: Eukaryota; Metazoa; Mollusca; Bivalvia; Venerida; Veneridae. The transcript has 2 exons. The record is from RefSeq and is a predicted model, not a curated record. The coding region runs from base 135 to 818 and encodes 227 amino acids.